Messenger RNA from Mirounga angustirostris (Northern elephant seal), 3140 nucleotides. RefSeq names its product zinc finger and BTB domain containing 17 (gene ZBTB17). Gene Ontology annotation, biological process: regulation of transcription by RNA polymerase II. Lineage: Eukaryota; Metazoa; Chordata; Mammalia; Carnivora; Phocidae. The coding region runs from base 127 to 2448 and encodes 773 amino acids. Gene Ontology annotation, molecular function: RNA polymerase II cis-regulatory region sequence-specific DNA binding; DNA-binding transcription factor activity; protein binding. The transcript has 16 exons. The record is from RefSeq and is a predicted model, not a curated record.
GCCGGGAAGCCAGCGAGGUCGGUUCCGCCCGACUCUAACAUGGCGGCGCCCUUUGUCUGCUCUGAAGUGCCGUCCCCGGCCUUCUCGCGGCCGUGAUGCCCCUCCCUCUACGGUGGGGUCCGGGACAUGGCAGCCAUGGAUUUUCCCCAGCACAGCCGGCACGUCCUGGAGCAGCUGAACCAGCAGCGGCAGCUGGGACUGUUGUGUGACUGCACGUUUGUGGUGGACGGGGUUGACUUCAAAGCCCAUAAGGCAGUUCUGGCGGCCUGCAGCGAGUACUUCAGGAUGCUCUUCGUGGACCAGAAGGAUGUGGUGCACCUGGACAUCAGUAACGCGGCAGGCCUGGGGCAGGUGCUGGAGUUCAUGUACACGGCCAAGCUGAGCCUGAGCUCCGAGAACGUGGACGAUGUGCUGGCCGUGGCCAGCUUCCUGCAAAUGCAGGACAUCAUCACGGCCUGCCAUGCCCUCAAGUCACUGGCUGAGCCGGCCGCCAGCCCUGGGGAGAAUACGGUGGCCUCGGCCACGGAAGGAGGAGACAAGAGAGCCAAAGAGGAGAAGGUGGCUGCCCCCACGCUGGGUGAGCUGGACCCUGGCGGCAGCGGUCCGCCCACAGGCCCAGGCCGGGAGCCCAAAGAGGAGCGGGGCGGCCAGGCCGAGAGCACGGCCAGCGGGGCCGAGCAGACGGAGAAGGCUGAUGCCCCCCGGGAGCCACCCCCCGUGGAGCCCAAGCCCGACCCCACGAGCAGCAUGGCCGCUGCCGAGGCCGAGGCCGCCUUGUCAGAGAGCUCCGAGCAAGAAAUGGAGGUGGAGCCGGCCAGGAAAGGAGAGGAGCGGGACGAGGAGGGCGCGGCGGAGGUCAAGGAAGAGGGGCCGCCGCUGGAGAAGGGGGAGGCCCCCGAGGAGAGCGAGGAGUCGGCCAGCACGGACUCCGGCCACGAGCUGGGCGCCGAGGCCCGGGGCCUGCGCUCGGGCACCUACGGCGACCGCACGGAGUCCAAGGCCUACGGCUCGGUCAUCCACAAGUGCGAGGACUGCGGGAAGGAGUUCACGCACACCGGCAACUUCAAGCGGCACAUCCGCAUCCACACGGGCGAGAAGCCCUUCUCGUGCCGCGAGUGCAGCAAGGCCUUCUCGGACCCGGCUGCGUGCAAGGCCCACGAGAAGACUCACAGCCCGCUGAAGCCGUACGGCUGCGAGGAGUGCGGCAAGAGCUACCGGCUCAUCAGCCUGCUGAACCUGCACAAGAAGCGGCACUCGGGCGAGGCGCGCUACCGCUGCGAGGACUGCGGGAAGCUCUUCACCACGUCGGGCAACCUGAAGCGCCACCAGCUGGUGCACAGCGGCGAGAAGCCCUACCAGUGCGAGUACUGCGGGCGCUCCUUCUCCGACCCCACGUCCAAGAUGCGCCACCUGGAGACCCACGACACCGACAAGGAGCACAAGUGCCCCCACUGCGACAAGAAGUUCAACCAGGUGGGGAAUCUGAAGGCCCACCUGAAGAUCCACAUCGCCGACGGGCCCCUGAAGUGCAGGGAGUGUGGCAAGCAGUUCACCACCUCAGGGAACCUCAAGCGGCACCUCCGGAUCCACAGCGGGGAGAAGCCGUACGUGUGCGUCCACUGCCAGCGGCAGUUCGCCGACCCCGGCGCCCUGCAGCGGCACGUGCGCAUCCACACUGGCGAGAAGCCGUGCCAGUGCGUGAUGUGCGGCAAGGCCUUCACCCAGGCCAGCUCCCUGAUCGCGCACGUGCGCCAGCACACCGGGGAGAAGCCCUACGUCUGCGAGCGCUGCGGCAAGAGAUUCGUCCAGUCCAGCCAGCUGGCCAAUCACAUUCGCCACCACGACAACAUUCGUCCUCACAAGUGCAGCGUGUGCAGCAAGGCCUUCGUGAACGUGGGGGACCUGUCCAAGCACAUCAUCAUCCACACCGGAGAGAAGCCUUACCUGUGUGACAAGUGCGGUCGCGGCUUCAACCGGGUGGACAACCUGCGUUCCCACGUGAAGACUGUGCACCAGGGCAAGGCGGGCAUCAAAAUCCUGGAGCCCGAGGAGGGGAGUGAGGUCAGCGUGGUCACCGUGGAUGACAUGGUCACGCUGGCCACCGAGGCACUGGCGGCAACGGCCGUCACUCAGCUCACAGUGGUACCAGUGGGGGCCGCGGUGACCGCCGACGAGACGGAAGUACUUAAGGCCGAGAUCAGCAAAGCCGUGAAGCAAGUCCAGGAGGAAGACCCCAACACCCACAUCCUCUACGCCUGUGACUCCUGUGGGGACAAGUUCCUGGACGCGAACAGCCUCGCGCAGCACGUGCGGAUCCACACGGCCCAGGCACUGGUCAUGUUCCAGACGGACGCGGACUUCUACCAGCAGUACGGGCCGGGCAGCGCGUGGCCGGCCGGGCAGCUUCAGGACCUGCGCUCCCCUCUCCGCCGUGGAGCACAGCUGUGACCCUGCUCCCCCUCUGCCCAGUUGGGUUGGCUUACCAGGAUCCAGGCACCCCAGAGAGAGCCCAGCUCAGAAGCCCGUUCAGCCAGAGCGGCAAGGUAGGCAGAGAGCCAGGCCCAGCGGGCCACGGGCCCAGCUCUGUUGGGCUUGGGGAAGCAGGAGGGCUCCCCCCUCACUUCACAGGAUCAAGGCCGAGCCAGUGCCCCACUCUUUCGGGAACAUUUAUUUGCCCUCAACCGAUGGAGUCUACGACCAGGCUGAGGGUCAGAAACGCGUGGCCAGGGGCUUUGAUGGGGGGAGGUGGGGGACACGGCCAGCAGGGGCCGUAGAACAGCUCAUCCUUACCCUCCUCAGGAGGGAGAGCGGAUGCCGUCCCUGCCCCUCUACAGUUUGCUCCGAGCAGUUGUAAUCCCUCCCUCAGAGAUGGCGCCACCUCCUCACUCCGAGAGCCCCGUGAUUCUCUCAAGUGAGACCAUCAACUCUGUGGUCCUGUCCCCACACCCCGCCUCCCCAGCUUCUAGUGGGUCCAGCUGCAGGGGGAGCCGGGCCCAGUCGCCCCACCCUCCUUGCUGGCGCCGGGGCAGGCCUGAAGGAGGAAGGGGCGAGAGACGAGACACCAAAGUUUGCCUACGAGGUUUCAGUUUGCCUGGUGGGUGGUUCCCCCGGCCCCCUCCUCACCCCCCCCCCAAUCCAAC